Messenger RNA from Exophiala xenobiotica, 1454 nucleotides. RefSeq lists its product as uncharacterized. The transcript has 3 exons. The record is from RefSeq and is a predicted model, not a curated record. Gene Ontology annotation, biological process: carbohydrate metabolic process. Gene Ontology annotation, molecular function: polygalacturonase activity. Bases 1 to 1365 code for a protein of 454 amino acids. NCBI's taxonomy places the organism in Eukaryota, Fungi, Ascomycota, Eurotiomycetes, Chaetothyriales, Herpotrichiellaceae.
AUGUAUGUGCCAGCCGUCAGUGUCUACUGCCUCUUGCAGCUUGCGUCCUUGGGAUUUGCGUUGAAUCUGCAUGACCACAGCAAGAGGGCAAAUACUUGCACGAUUCCCUCGAAAUACAAGUCAUCAGGCGGCAAGGCUGACGAUUCUCCUGCCAUUGCCUCUGCUUUCGCCAAAUGCUCGCAGAACGCCACAAUUAUCUUCAGUGAAGGGGUCGACUACAAUGUCCUACGACCACUUGCGGCGAAUAAUCUGUCGAAUGUCGUUGUCCAGAUGCAAGGUAAUUUGCAUCUUCCGCGAAACAUCACCGCAAUCCAGGCACUAGUCAACAAGACCACCGCAGCAACAAAUGCUUCUGCACUUUAUUGGUUCACGCUGGCUGGUGAAUCGGUUGAUUAUGUUGGGACUCAAAACGUCACCAAUGGCUGGAUUGACAGUUACGGUCAGUCUUGGUGGAACGCCAAUCCGCCCAACGGCAGCGGAACAGCAUCAAGACCACACCUGAUGAGCUUCAAUGUGACCAACGGCUCGAUGCGGAAUUUCAAGUCUCGCAAGCCGAUCGCUUGGGGUGUUCAAGUCAGUGGGAAGAACAUUACAAUCUCAGACACGGUGGUUGAUGCAGUGUCUUCCACUCAGGCAUUUCCCUUCAACACGGAUGGCUUUGAUGUUGGCGGCAGCGACAUUCGUAUCCUUAACAGUGUCAUUUUCAACGGUGACGAUGCAAUUGCUGUUCAAGCCGGUGCUCACAAUGUGCUGUUCCAAGGCGGCACAAUCGGGUACCAAAGCCACGGAAUGUCGAUUGGUUCUCUGGGCCAAAACCAGGCCAAAUUUGCAAAUGUCUCAAACAUCAAAUUUGACGACAUCACCGUCAUCAAUGCGGUAUAUGCUGCUCGGUUCAAGUCUUGGGUCGGAGGGCAAGGCCUUGCGAAGAACAUAACGUGGUCGAAUCUCAGGGUGUACAAUGUAACUUUCCCAAUCUUCGUAACGCAGACGUAUUUCAAUCAGGGAUCUGCUCAAACUCAGCUGGAGAAUGGCACCACGAUCGGAAGGCCGAACAACUCGACCGUCAACAUGGAGAAUUUCACCUGGGCUAACAUUACCGGCACGGUCAACUCAUUCAAUCCGGGAGACGGUUCCUGCGUGACCGAUCCUUGCUGGUACAACGUUGGACUUCCGAGUCUCAAGCACACUGAAGCCAUCCUUGUGGAAUGCAACACUUACACAUCCUGUAAGAAUUUUGUGUUCGACAACAUCCAAGUAUUUCCGGAGUUGCUGCAGCCAGCGACAGUGAUCUGUAUGAACGCAACGAAAUCCUUGAAUCCCGACCUUGGAUUUAGUUGUGCCAACACGACAUACAUUCCCCUCUGACGUGCCCAAGUCAUGGCAAUUUGGUAGGAAAGGGAAAAGGAGAAUUAGACUCAGCAGCUGCAUGAGAUUUUGAGAGCAAUGAAUCAUGC